GUAGGUGUGAGCGCAUGUAUUUGUGUGGGAGUUUCUCAUAGGCUGCUACGCCCCUCGAGAGGAAGUGUCCCGAGUUCCAAGCGUGAGUUCCGUUCCAUUUCGUUUCGUUCCUGUUCCGGUGUGUGAGAGAGAGAGAGAGAGAACAAGAAGAAGAAUUGCAAGAUGACCGAUUCAAAGUAUUUCACGACAACGAAAAAGGGCGAAAUCUUCGAGCUGAAAUCGGAGCUGAACAAUGACAAGAAGGAGAAGAAGAAGGAGGCGGUGAAGAAGGUGAUUGCCAGCAUGACAGUGGGCAAGGAUGUAUCCGCUCUCUUUCCCGACGUGGUCAACUGCAUGCAAACGGAUAAUCUGGAGCUGAAGAAACUGGUUUAUUUGUAUUUGAUGAAUUAUGCCAAAUCUCAACCGGAUAUGGCCAUAAUGGCGGUGAAUACGUUUGUCAAGGAUUGCGAGGAUUCAAAUCCAUUGAUACGUGCAUUGGCUGUACGCACCAUGGGAUGCAUACGUGUGGAUAAGAUUACGGAAUAUCUAUGUGAACCGCUAAGGAAAUGCCUCAAGGAUGAGGAUCCGUAUGUGAGGAAAACGGCAGCUGUUUGUGUUGCCAAGUUGUAUGACAUUUCGGCCACCAUGGUUGAGGAUCAGGGAUUCUUGGAUCAGCUGAAGGAUCUGCUCUCCGAUUCGAAUCCCAUGGUGGUGGCCAAUGCCGUCGCUGCCCUCAGUGAGAUCAAUGAGGCAAGUCAAUCCGGACAGCCGCUGGUGGAGAUGAAUUCGGUGACCAUCAACAAAUUGUUGACGGCUCUCAACGAGUGCACGGAAUGGGGACAGGUCUUCAUACUCGACUCCCUGGCCAACUACAGUCCCAAGGAUGAGCGGGAGGCGCAAUCCAUCUGCGAGCGGAUCACACCUCGAUUGGCGCACGCCAAUGCGGCGGUUGUUCUCAGUGCCGUCAAGGUGCUGAUGAAGCUGCUCGAGAUGCUCUCCAGCGACAGUGACUUUUGUGCCACGCUCACCAAGAAGCUGGCGCCUCCUCUGGUCACGCUGCUGUCCUCGGAGCCGGAGGUGCAAUAUGUCGCCUUGCGUAACAUCAAUUUGAUUGUCCAGAAGCGUCCGGACAUCUUGAAGCAUGAGAUGAAAGUGUUCUUUGUCAAAUACAAUGAUCCCAUCUAUGUGAAGCUGGAGAAACUGGACAUAAUGAUACGUCUGGCCAAUCAGAGCAAUAUUGCCCAGGUGCUGAGUGAACUGAAGGAAUAUGCCACCGAGGUGGAUGUGGAUUUCGUACGCAAAGCCGUGCGUGCCAUUGGACGUUGUGCCAUCAAGGUGGAGCCAUCGGCGGAGCGUUGUGUCUCCACAUUGUUGGAUCUCAUCCAGACCAAGGUCAACUAUGUGGUCCAAGAGGCCAUUGUGGUCAUCAAGGACAUCUUCCGCAAGUAUCCCAAUAAAUAUGAGAGCAUCAUUAGCACACUGUGCGAGAAUCUGGACACUCUGGAUGAGCCGGAGGCACGUGCCUCGAUGGUCUGGAUCAUCGGGGAGUAUGCGGAGCGUAUUGACAAUGCGGAUGAGUUGCUCGACAGCUUCCUGGAGGGAUUCCAGGAUGAGAAUGCCCAGGUGCAGUUGCAGCUGCUCACGGCGGUGGUGAAGCUGUUCCUCAAGCGACCAUCGGACACACAGGAGCUGGUGCAGCACGUGCUCUCGCUGGCCACCCAGGACUCUGAUAAUCCCGAUUUGCGUGAUCGUGGCUUUAUCUAUUGGCGUCUGCUAUCGACGGAUCCGGCUGCCGCCAAGGAAGUUGUGCUGGCGGACAAGCCAUUGAUAUCGGAGGAAACGGAUCUACUGGAGCCAACGCUGCUGGACGAGCUCAUCUGUCACAUCAGUUCGCUGGCGAGUGUCUACCACAAGCCGCCCACCGCCUUUGUGGAGGGGCGUGGCGCUGGCGUACGCAAAUCGCUGCCAAAUCGUGCUCCUGGCGCCGGCAGCGGCAGUGCGGAUCAGUCGGAGACGGCUGGCGGAUCGGAGGCAAUGGUUAUACCCAAUCAGGAGUCCCUCAUCGGUGAUCUGCUGUCCAUGGACAUCAAUGCACCCGCCAUGCCCGCCGCGCCAGCAACAACCACCAGCAAUGUGGAUCUGCUGGGCGGUGGAUUGGACAUACUGCUGGGUGGUCCACCCGCAGCGAGUGUUGAGGCAGCACCGGGUGGUGCAACCAGUUUGCUGGGUGACAUCUUUGGACUGGCGGGCACCUCGCUGUCCGUUGGCGUGCAAAUACCAAAGGUCACCUGGUUGCCCGCGGAGAAGGGCAAGGGAUUGGAGAUUCAGGGCACAUUCUCGCGUCGCAAUGGUGAAAUCUUCAUGGACAUGACGCUCACCAACAAGGCCAUGCAACCGAUGACCAAUUUCGCCAUCCAAUUGAAUAAGAAUAGCUUCGGUCUGGUGCCCGCCUCUCCCCUCCAGGCGGCACCAUUGCCUCCGAAUCAGAGCACCGAGAUGACUCUGUCAUUGGGCACAACGGGUCCCAUUCAGCGCAUGGAACCGUUGAAUAAUCUCCAAGUGGCUGUCAAGAAUAACAUUGAUAUCUUCUAUUUCGCAUGCUUGGUCCAUGGCAAUGUCCUGUUCGCCGAGGAUGGUCAGCUGGAUAAGCGUGUGUUCCUCAACACCUGGAAGGAGAUUCCGGCGGCCAAUGAGCUGCAGUAUAGCUUGAGUGGUGUCAUUGGCACCACCGAUGGCAUCGCCUCCAAAAUGACCACCAAUAACAUAUUCACCAUUGCUAAGCGCAAUGUCGAAGGUCAGGAUAUGCUCUAUCAAUCCCUCAAGUUGACCAACAACAUUUGGGUGCUGCUCGAAUUGAAAUUGCAACCGGGAAAUCCAGAUGCCACGCUCAGUCUCAAGUCACGUUCCGUUGAGGUGGCCAAUAUCAUUUUUGCCGCCUACGAGGCCAUUAUACGUUCCCCUUAAUUUAUCCAAUAAAAACCCAGAACAACCACAACAAUUUCUAACUAAAAUGUCGAAAAUCGUAAUGAAAUUAUAAAUAUUAUUCCUAGUUAUUUGAAUGUUUGUUAAAAUGAGAGUUACAACAAGAAAAAAAAGAGAUAAUAACCUCAAUCCCAAAUUAGCGCAAAGAUCAUGUGUAUUAUUAAUAAUACUAUUAAUUAUCUAUAUAUAUAAUCGCCUAUAUAUUCACGUUAUAUCAUUUACAUUCUUUUUUUUAACCUAUCGACUAUAAUCACACCCUCUAUAAGGUAUAAAAACAAAA
Messenger RNA from Drosophila innubila, 3241 nucleotides. It is a transcript of the gene AP-1-2beta, whose product is annotated as AP-1 complex subunit beta-1. The record is from RefSeq and is a predicted model, not a curated record. Gene Ontology annotation, cellular component: clathrin adaptor complex; membrane coat. The transcript has 2 exons. Gene Ontology annotation, biological process: vesicle-mediated transport; intracellular protein transport. Gene Ontology annotation, molecular function: clathrin binding. Lineage: Eukaryota; Metazoa; Arthropoda; Insecta; Diptera; Drosophilidae. Bases 163 to 2943 code for a protein of 926 amino acids.